This is a messenger RNA of Nematolebias whitei (Rio pearlfish), 1437 nucleotides long. RefSeq names its product chitotriosidase-1-like. The transcript has 11 exons. Gene Ontology annotation, biological process: chitin catabolic process; carbohydrate metabolic process. Bases 1 to 1437 code for a protein of 478 amino acids. Gene Ontology annotation, cellular component: extracellular region. Gene Ontology annotation, molecular function: chitin binding; chitinase activity. The record is from RefSeq and is a predicted model, not a curated record. Lineage: Eukaryota; Metazoa; Chordata; Actinopteri; Cyprinodontiformes; Rivulidae.
AUGAACAAGCUCAUUGUAACAGCAGGCCUCUGUCUGCUUCUGAGCAGUUGGGUGUCUUCCUAUAGACUUGUGUGUUAUUUCACCAACUGGUCCCAGUAUAGAUCGGGUCAUGGGAGGUUUAUUCCUUCAAACAUCGACCCAGACCUCUGUACCCACCUGAACUAUGCCUUUGCUGUUGUUAAUGAGGCAAAUGAGCUGGUCACUUUCGAACAUAAUGAUGAAGAGCUUUAUAAAUCCUUCAACGGACUCAAAACCAGAAAUCCCAAUCUUAAAACACUGCUGGCAGUCGGAGGCUGGACCUUUGGAACAGAGAAAUUUACAACCAUGGUAUCAACAAAAGCCAACAGAAGUAAAUUUAUUCAGUCGUCUCUAAAGUUCUUAAGACAACAUGGCUUUGAUGGACUGGACUUAGACUGGGAGUUUCCUGCAGCAAGAGGAAGCCCUCAGGAGGACAAGCAGAGAUUCACAACGUUCUGCAAGGAGCUCUUUGAGGCCUUUGAAGCUGAAGUAAGAUCACCUGGACAGCCCAGGUUAAUGAUCACUGCUGCAGUCUCCGCUGGGAAAGAAACCAUUGACGCUGGAUAUGAAAUUGCAGAGAUUUCAAAGUAUCUGGAUUUUAUUAAUGUGAUGACGUAUGACUUCCACGGCUCCUGGGAGAGUUCCACAGGACAUAACAGCCCUUUGUACAAAUGGAUCAAUGAUAGAGAGGCCAGUGCUUACUCUAAUACUGAUUUUGCUAUGAGGUACUGGAGAGACAAUGGAACACCAGUUGAAAAGCUAAAUUUGGGCCUGGCAACAUAUGGACGAACGUUUAAGCUCUCCUCUCAGUUUAGUGGUGUUGGUGCAGCAGCCAGUGGCUCUGCUCCUGGAGGUACUUUCACACAGGAGGCCGGGUUCUUGUCCUAUUAUGAGAUUUGCACUUUUCUUCGAGAGGCCACGGUCCAGCUGAUUGAGGAUCAGAAGGUGCCAUAUGCCACAAAGCAAAAUGAGUGGGUUGGAUAUGACAACAAAGAAAGUUUUACUACCAAGGUCAGGUACAUAAAAGAGAACCGAUUUGGAGGAGCUUUUGUCUGGACCCUGGAUCUUGAUGACUUUAGUGGACAGUUCUGUGGAGAUGGGAACUACACCCUCAUCAGGCACCUUCGCUCCCUUCUGGUUUCAGAUUGUUCUCAUCUCCCUACAACUCCAACCAAUCAAAACCAAGUGACACUAUCUCCAGCUGAUGGACAGCCCACCAAACCUCCUCCCAGACCAAUGCCCACGGCUUCAUCCAAAACCCCUGAAAGUUUUUGUGCAACAAAGAAAGAUGGGCUUCAUCCUAAACCUGAUAAUCCGGGUUCUUUCUACAACUGCGCUAAUGGCAUCACUUGGGUCCUAAACUGCCCAGAUGGUUUAUUGUUUCGAGACAGCUGCAAGUGCUGCGACUGGCCUUUAUAA